Messenger RNA from Cucurbita pepo subsp. pepo (vegetable marrow), 3221 nucleotides. Its product is annotated as Tetratricopeptide repeat (TPR)-like superfamily protein. Gene Ontology annotation, biological process: generation of catalytic spliceosome for first transesterification step; mRNA splicing, via spliceosome. Lineage: Eukaryota; Viridiplantae; Streptophyta; Magnoliopsida; Cucurbitales; Cucurbitaceae. Gene Ontology annotation, cellular component: U2-type catalytic step 2 spliceosome; post-mRNA release spliceosomal complex; Prp19 complex. Gene Ontology annotation, molecular function: protein binding. The record is from RefSeq and is a predicted model, not a curated record.
AUCUACCGCGCCCUUCUUCUUCUUCUGUUCCUAUCGACUUCUCCUUUUCGUCUCCUGAAGGGUUUAGGGUUCAGUUAUGGAGGAUUCUUACUGUUGAAGAGGCAGCCAUUAGAGAAACUGCCCUCUGUUUCGGUGAUUUAUGCGCUAUUGAGUUCAUUGUACACAAUCGAGCUUCGCUGCCUCUUUAACGGAGCCUUGCAACUUUCUGAUAAUUGUUUAUCUUCCGAUUUCCUCGUGCAAUUUCAGUCGGGAAGCAUUUUUCACAGUGUUUUGUUGUGGGAGAUUAGCCGAAUUAGGGCUGUUGUUAGGUUUUUUCUUCCAUGUCGAUUUCCCAAGAUUUAUAUCCGUCGCAAGAUGACCUUCUCUACGAGGAAGAGCUUCUUCGGAAUCCUUUUAGUUUGAAGUUGUGGUGGCGCUACCUCAUAGCACGAGCAGAAUCACCAUUCAAGAAGCGAUUCAUUAUUUAUGAGCGAGCUCUGAAAGCCCUCCCGGGUAGCUAUAAGUUAUGGUAUGCAUAUCUGCGCGAACGCCUCGAUCUGGUACGAAAUCUUCCCAUUACUCAUUCUCAGUACGAAACUCUUAAUAACACGUUUGAACGAGCGCUUGUGACCAUGCAUAAAAUGCCUAGAAUAUGGAUAAUGUACCUACAAACUUUGACAAACCAGAAAUUAGUGACCCGAACGCGUCGGACGUUUGACCGAGCCCUUUGUGCCCUUCCAGUGACACAACAUGAUCGCAUUUGGGAGCCAUACCUCGUUUUUGUUAGCCAAAAGGGUAUUCCAAUUGAGACCUCACUUAGAGUUUAUCGAAGGUAUUUAAAAUAUGAUCCAACACAUAUUGAAGACUUGAUUGAAUUUUUGGUUAAUUCAAAUCUGUGGCAAGAAGCUGCUGAGAAUUUGGCUUCCGUGUUGAAUGACGAUCAAUUUUAUUCUAUUAAGGGGAAGACCAAGCAUCGGCUGUGGUUAGAGUUGUGUGAUUUGCUCACUAGACAUGCCACUGAGGUUUCUGGGUUGAAUGUUGAUGCUAUAAUACGGGGCGGCAUUAGGAAAUUCACUGAUGAAGUAGGGCGCUUAUGGACAUCACUUGCAGAAUAUUACAUCAGAAGGAAUUUGCACGAGAAGGCAAGAGAUAUAUUUGAAGAGGGGAUGACUACUGUUGUUACGGUAAGAGAUUUUAGUGUGAUAUUUGAUUCAUACUCUCAAUUCGAGGAGAGUAUGCUAGCUCAUAAAAUGGAAAAUAUGGAUUUGAGUGACGAGGAAGAUGAAGCACAGGAAAAUGGUCUCGAGGAGGAGGAGGAAGAGGACAUCCGAUUAGAUCUUGAUUUAUCAGUUUCUAAGUUUGAGAAGAAGAUACUUCUAGGGUUUUGGAUGUACGAUGAUAAUGACAUUGAUUUAAGGCUAGCUAGGUUAGACCAUCUAAUGGACAGAAGACCAGAAUUAGCUAAUAGUGUUCUUCUACGACAAAAUCCUCAUAAUGUCGAACAAUGGCAUCGGAGGAUUAAAUUAUUUGAGGGCAAUCCCACAAGACAGAUAUUGACGUAUACUGAGGCUGUGAGAACAGUGGACCCCAUGAAAGCAGUAGGUAAGCCUCAUACCUUGUGGGUUGCUUUUGCUAAGCUGUAUGAAACCCACAAAGAUCUUCCAAAUGCAAGAGUUAUUUUUGACAAAGCUGUACAAGUUAACUACAAGACUGUGGAUAACUUGGCUAGCAUUUGGUGUGAAUGGGCGGAAAUGGAAUUGAGGCAUAAAAAUUUUAAAGGAGCUCUCGAGCUCAUGCGUCGAGCUACAGCCGAGCCAUCUGUUGAAGUAAAACGAAAAGUGGCUGCUGAUGGUAAUGAACCGGUCCAGAUGAAGGUGCACAAGUCCCUAAGACUUUGGACCUUUUAUGUGGAUUUGGAAGAAAGUCUUGGAACCUUGGAGUCUACCCGUGCAGUUUAUGAGCGAAUACUAGACUUAAGAAUUGCUACCCCACAAAUAAUAAUCAACUAUGCUUUGCUUCUUGAGGAACACAAGUACUUCGAAGAUGCAUUCAAGGUUUAUGAAAGGGGCGUCAAGAUUUUCAAAUAUCCUCAUGUUAAAGAUAUAUGGGUUACAUAUCUAUCCAAGUUUGUAAAAAGAUAUGGGAAGACAAAAUUGGAGCGAGCAAGAGAACUAUUUGAGCAUGCGGUUGAAACGGCACCCGCUGAUUCAGUUAGGCCUUUGUAUCUUCAAUAUGCAAAGCUUGAGGAAGACCAUGGUUUGGCAAAGCGAGCUAUGAAGGUCUAUGAUCAGGCAACUAAAGCUGUUCCAAAUAAUGAGAAAUUGAGCAUGUAUGAAAUAUACAUUGCCCGUGCAGCCGAGAUAUUUGGUGUUCCUAAAACUAGAGAAAUCUAUGAACAAGCAAUAGAAUCUGGUCUUCCGGAUCAAGAUGUGAAGACCAUGUGCUUGAAGUAUGCUGAGCUGGAGAAGAGUUUGGGAGAAAUUGAUCGUGCUCGUGGAAUAUAUGUAUUUGCUUCACAGUUUGCAGACCCGAGAUCAGAUUUGAACUUUUGGAACAAGUGGCACGAGUUUGAGGUCCAACAUGGAAAUGAAGAUACUUUUAGAGAGAUGCUUCGUAUCAAAAGGAGUGUUUCUGCUAGCUAUAGCCAGACACAUUUUAUUCUGCCGGAGUAUCUAAUGCAAAAGGAUCAGACACUGAACCUUGACGAGGCAAAAGACAAAUUGAAGCAGGCUGGGGUUACAGAAGACGAAAUGGCUGCUCUUGAGAGGCAGUUGGCCCCGGCAAUCGAAGACUCGGCCAAAGAUAACAGCCGUAAAGUUGGUUUUGUGAGUGCUGGAGUGGAGGAAUCACAAGCAGAUGGAGUACCAAAGGUCACUGCUCAUCAAGAAGACAUUGAAUUGCCAGAUGAAAGCGACUCGGAAGAAGACGAGAAGGUUGAAAUUGCUCAAAAAGAAGUCCCAUCUGCAGUGUUCGGAGGCCUUGCUCGAAAGAAGGAAGACUCCGAUGAGACCGACAGAGAGAAGGAUGAUGACAGCCAUCUUGGCGCGCUUGAGAGAAUAAAAAGGCAAAAAAAAGCUUAGUAGUAGUGUUUUGUAAUUUAAUGAAGAGUUGUGUUAAAAUUAAUGAAUUUUUGAAGGAAAUAUCAACAGAAAAAAACACCCACCCUUCCUGCAUUCUUGGGGUUUAUGGUAGAAAAGAACAUCUUUUUAGACUAUAAAUUACAAGUAAUCGAUUAUUUCAAA